AUGCCACCGGGCCCCUCUUCGCAGCUACCUCAUGAGGCGUCACCUGCUGGCCAUGAAACAUCAGCCACCCCAUGCGUGCCACCUGCCGAUGCUCAGGACCUUGAAAUCGUCAAAUCUCAAGUCCUGAUCCUUCUGGAUCAAUGUAAUCGAGCACCGGAUGUCCUCGCCCUCCUGUCCAACCUGCCGGGCCAGGCCGUGGCAGCCAGACCGGACCUCAUCUGCCUCAGGGGCCGGGCCCUUCUGGCGUUGGGCAACAAACCUCUGGCGCUCGCAGCGUACCUGGAGGCCUUGCUGUCCCACCCCACGAAUAUCGACGCCCUCCUCGGCUGCGCCUCGGUGUACACAGCCUCGGCCCUCCUCCUGGAGGCGCUCAAGUGCCUGGAGCGUGCCAGGGGGCUGGCCCCCACCCGCACCGAUGUGUUACAGGCCCUUGCCAAUGUGCUGACGGACCUGGGCACCGCCGAGAAGCUGACCAGGGUGCCCGGCUGGAGGGGCCGGUACGAGGCCGCGCUGGAGGCCUGCCCCUCCCACGCCCAGGCCCACUACAACCUGGGUGUAGCGGCAGGGGAGGAGGGGCGGGCGGAGGAGGCGGCCGCGCACUACCGCGACGCCGUCCGCGCCGCGCCCGCCUGCGCCGAGGCCUGGUGCAACCUGGGCGUCGUGCUGCGCAGCCAGGCGAGCUGCUGUGGUCUGUGUUGUUAUCGGUCUUUGUAUGGCAAGCUGGAGGAGGCGGUGGCCGCCUACGAGCACGCCCUGGCCGUUGCGCCGAAUCACGACAUCGUGCGCGUCAACCUGGCGGUGGCGCUGUCCGAGCGCGGCUCCGUCGUGAAGCUGCAGGGCAAGCAGGAGGAGGCCGUGGCCCUGUACGAGCGCGCGUUGGGCCUGUAUCCGCUGCACGGCGAGUCGAUGUACAACCUGGGCGUUGCGGCCAUGGAGGCCGGGCAGAUGCACCGCGCCAUCUUCAUGUACGAGUCGGCGGUGCGGGUGCUCCCUGCCUGCGCCGAGGCACACAAUAACCUGGGAGUGGUGUACAGGGAGAUGGGCAACAUCGACCGGGCGGUGACCUGCUACCUGGCGGCCCUGAAUGCCCGGCCCAACUUCCCUCAGGGUUUGAACAACCUUGCGGUGGUGUACACGGCCCGGGGACAAUCUGAGGAGGCCCUGCAGCUCCUGCUCUCCGCCCUGAGCCUGGCGCCGGAGUAUGCAGAGGCCUGGAACAACAUAGGAGUGCUGCAGAGGGACGUGGGCGCAUCUGUGGAGGCCAUUUCAUCAUACGAGAAAUGCCUGGCCCUGGAUCCUGACAACCGGAACGCGGGCCAAAAUCGGCUGCUGUCGCUCAACUAUGUCUAUCACGGUGAGACGGACCUCAUCUGCGAUGCCCACCGAGAUUGGGGUCAGAGCUUCCAGAGGCUGCACCCACGCCUGCCGCCUCGGGUGAGGGACAAGGCCGAUGAAGCUUCCGGACGCAAACUUCGGGUCGGCUACAUCUCACCGGACCUCUUCACACACAGCGUCUCCUACUUUGCCGAGGCUCCGCUCACACACCACAACACCGCCACUGUGGAGCUCUUUGUAUACAACUGCUGCCUUAAGGGUGACGCCAAGACGGAGCGUCUCAAAGGGGUGGUGACGUCGAAGCCAGGGAUUGACGUGCUGGUGGAGCUGACGGGGCACACUGCAAACAACCGUCUGGGGACCAUGGCUGCCUGUCCGUCCCCCGUGCAAGUGACAUGGAUUGGCUAUCCCAACAGCACUGGGCUGGAGGCAGUGCAGUAUAGGAUCACUGACAGCAUCUGCGACCCCCUAGACACAACCCAGCGUUUCACAGAGCAACUGGUCCGCCUGCCUGGCUGCUUCCUGUGUUACACACCGGCCCAGGACCUGCCGGACGUGGCGCCCUGCCCCGCGGCCUCCCGGGGUUACGUCACCUUUGGCUCCUUCAACGCCCUGGCCAAGCAGAUGCCGGGGGUGCUGCAGACCUGGGCCCGCAUCCUGCGCGCCGUGCCCUCAGCGCGUCUUGUCCUGAAGAACAAGCCCUUUGCCUGCGACCCCGUGCGCCAACGAUACUGGCAGCUGUUCGAGGGGCUGGGUGUCAAGCGCCACAGGGUGGACCUCCUUCCCCUGGCCAUCAGCAACCGGGAUCACAUGGCGCAGUACGGCCUCGUGGACAUCGGCCUGGACCCCUGGCCCUAUGCUGGGACCACCACCACCGCCGAGGCCCUCGUCAUGGGCGUGCCCUGCCUGACCCUGGCCGGCAGGUGCCACGCGCACAACGUGGGCGUCAGCCUGCUCACCGCCGUCGGCCUCCAGGAGGAAUGGGUGGCGCACGACCUAGACGCCUAUGUCGCAGCGGCCGUGCGGGCCGCCGGCGACGUGCCCGGGCUGUGCGAGCUGCGCUCUGGGCUGCGCGGCCGCGUGCUCGGGUCCGCGUUGUGUGACGGCCCGGCCUUCGUCCAGGGGCUGGAGGUGGUCUUCCGCGGGCUGUGGCAGGCAUGGUCGGUAGAGGGUAAACGCACCUCCUGA
Messenger RNA from Auxenochlorella protothecoides, 2523 nucleotides. RefSeq names its product putative UDP-N-acetylglucosamine-peptide N-acetylglucosaminyltransferase SPINDLY. The coding region runs from base 1 to 2523 and encodes 840 amino acids. The transcript is spliced from 13 exons. NCBI's taxonomy places the organism in Eukaryota, Viridiplantae, Chlorophyta, Trebouxiophyceae, Chlorellales, Chlorellaceae. Gene Ontology annotation, molecular function: protein binding. The record is from RefSeq and is a predicted model, not a curated record.